Molecule: messenger RNA, 1458 nt
Organism: Coccinella septempunctata (seven-spotted ladybird)
Lineage: Eukaryota; Metazoa; Arthropoda; Insecta; Coleoptera; Coccinellidae
Exons: 2
Coding region: 1-1458 (485 amino acids)
Source: RefSeq, a predicted model, not a curated record
AUGAGACCGUUGCAAAACUUCCAGAACAAAGUCCUCCGUAUCAUAACGGAUAAACCUCUCUACACGAGAAUCACGCAACUCCAUGAGGAGACGGACCUGCCUACGGUCAGGGAAUUUUUCGACCACGUUUCCUCCAAUUUUUAUGAAAAACAGUGUCAGGCGAGCGAGCUGACCAAAAACAUUAUCAAAACGAGGGAGAGACACAUUAAAAAAAUAGAUGCUGUGUCCCUAUAUACAAAUAUCCCCACACAACUGGUACCACAGAUACUGGAGGAAAAAUGGCACCUCAUAGAAAAAUAUACAGAUCUACCGAAAACAGAAUUCAUAGAGGCAGUGCAACUUACAUUGGGAACUUGCUAUUUUCAAUACGAAGACGAAUUUUACCAACAAAUAGAUGGUGUAGCUAUGGGUAGUCCGGUUGCUGGUGCAGUGGCUCAGUUAGUGCUGGAAUAUUUUGAAGAAAAAGUUUUGCUAAAUUCAUCAUAUAGGAUAACAAUUUUCAAGAGGUACGUGGAUGAUUGUUUAAUUAUAACAACAGAAGAUCAAAUUAAAGAAAUAAUGGAAGUUUUGAAUAAUCUUAACAACAAACUGAAAUUUACUCUAGAAACAGAACUGGACAAUAAAAUCAACUUUCUGGACAUGACCAUCAUUAGAGAAAAUAACAAAAUAGAAACUAAAAUGCUCCGAAAAACCAUUAACUCAGACCGGAUACUCGAUUAUAACUCAGUACAUAACAUCAAACAAAAAAAAGCAAUAGUAACCAAUUAUAUAGAUCGAGCAAUCAAAUUAACUUCACCACGUUAUAGACCGGAGAUACUAAAUCAGAUCUCCUCCCUACUUGCCACAAACAAUUACCCCCAAGAAAUGAUAAACAAAACAAUAAAACAACGCACUCAUAAAUUCUACAACUCACUAAGUUACCAAAAUCCAAAAACCGAGCCAAUAGUUUACAUACCCCUACCAUACAUCCCAACACUGUCUGAGAAAAUAGAAAACAUAAUAAAGCCAUACCCCAAUAUAAGGAUUGCACACAAACCGGUUAUACAGGUUAAUCAAUUAUUUUCGAGAUUGAAGGCAAUAGUCCCGAAAGGUCAAAAAUCACAUAUCGUCUACGAGAUACCAUGCAACCAAUGUAAUGGAGUAUACAUAGGACAAACGGAACAAAAUCUGAACAACAGGAUAAAAGGACACAAAUACUCUAAAACUCAAACAGCCCUUUACAAACAUACGAUAGAAAACAACCACACUUUCAAUUUCGAGAAUACAAGGAUAUUAGAUAGGGAAAAAAAUAAAAGAACCAGGGAAUUUUUGGAAAUGAUCUGUAUAAAACGAAACCCCAACUCUAUCAACGACAGAACAGAUAUAAAUGGUCUGAACAAAAUAUACUCAACGAUUAUAAAGAAGACAGCGGAAAACGACAACGAAAGAAGAAGAAGAGUGACAACGACACCAACUUGA